This is a messenger RNA of Corticium candelabrum, 1215 nucleotides long. RefSeq lists its product as uncharacterized. NCBI's taxonomy places the organism in Eukaryota, Metazoa, Porifera, Homoscleromorpha, Homosclerophorida, Plakinidae. The coding region runs from base 27 to 782 and encodes 251 amino acids. The record is from RefSeq and is a predicted model, not a curated record. The transcript has a single exon.
UCUUGUGUAACAUCUUUUUCUCAUUAAUGCUGCACAUGGCAUUUAAAGGUUGUGAUAAGGGCGUCUACAGACGAUUUCACAUUGAUGGUGGGAUAUUCAAUCUUCAACAGAUGUCAGCAAAAACAAAAGUCAAAGAAUUACUUGUUCGGGAACUACUCUUUGCAGAUGACUGUGCACUUUUUUCUCAUACUCGGAGUGACAUGGAACUUCUUAUAGACAGGUUCUCUGAUGCAGCGUGUAAACUUGGUCUUGUGAUUAAUUUGAAGAAGACUGAAUUAAUGGUACAAGCUAGACCUGGUAACUCUAUUGAACAAUCAAUCAUUACAGUUGAAGACACACCUCUGAAGAAUGUAAACAAAUUUUGUUAUCUUAGAAGUAGCAUGACGAAAAAUUUAGCAAUGGAUGAAGAGAUCUCCUGUUGCAUUACACAGGCAGGUUCAGCUUUCGGAAAACUAACCAAACGUGGCAGGAGCAUGGUAUACGUUUACAAACCAAAAUCAAUGUAUAUCAUGCUGCUGUUAUAUCAACUCUACUAUAGGGGUCUGAAACGUGGACGCUGUAUCGCAAGCAUAUCAAGAGCUUACAGUUUCCAUAUGAUGUGUCUACGCAAAAUAGCUGGGAUUAAAUGGCAAGACUUUGUUUCUAAUACGGAAGUUCUUAAUACCUGCAAUAUAGAUGCUAUUGGAACGUUUUUGCUAUCAGCACAAUUUUGUUUGUCGGGUCACCAGUUCGUAUGGAAGAUGAGAGAAUACCAAAAGUCAUGUUGUUCUAUGGAGAAAUAAAGGAGGAUGUACAUUCAAAGGGAGGUCCUAAAAACGGUUCAAUGACAGUCUAAAGGCAAACCUAAAGUCUUGCAACAUUAAAUUUUCAGCUUGGGAGAAAAUAGCUAUUGACAGUCCAUUAUGGAGAUCAACAUGCAGAACUGCCAUUGACCAAUUUAAGCAAUGUUGCUGUGCAACCCUAAUAUUCAAACAACAAACCAGAAAAGCAGGCAGUCAACAAAGCACCCAAUACAUUUGUAACAUCUGUGGUCGCAUAUGUGGAUCUCGUAUUGGGCUGUUUAGUCACAGUCAAAGCCACAAAUGAGAUUUGUUGAAAUCGACAACUCAGUCCAUCGUUUCUGUGUGUGUGUGUGUGUGUGUGUGUGUGUGUGUGUGUGUGUCUGUGUGUGUGUCUGUGUCUGUGUCUGUGUAUUUCUGUCUGUAUGGCUGUGUG